Anoplopoma fimbria (sablefish) is the source of this 1263-nucleotide messenger RNA. RefSeq names its product rab proteins geranylgeranyltransferase component A 1-like. Gene Ontology annotation, molecular function: GDP-dissociation inhibitor activity. The transcript has 5 exons. Gene Ontology annotation, biological process: protein geranylgeranylation; vesicle-mediated transport; small GTPase-mediated signal transduction. The annotation marks the transcript as partial. The record is from RefSeq and is a predicted model, not a curated record. Gene Ontology annotation, cellular component: Rab-protein geranylgeranyltransferase complex; cytoplasm; nucleus. NCBI's taxonomy places the organism in Eukaryota, Metazoa, Chordata, Actinopteri, Perciformes, Anoplopomatidae.
CUCUUGUUUUCUCGCGGCUCAUUGGUCGACCUGCUCAUCAAAUCAAAUGUCAGUCGAUAUGCAGAGUUCAAGAACGUCACCAGAAUACUCACCUAUCGCAACGGAGCGGUGGAACAGGUGCCCUGCAGCAGAGCCGAUGUGUUUGCCAGUCGUCAGCUGUCUGUGGUAGAAAAGAGGAAGUUGAUGCGUUUCCUGACUUCCUGUGUGGAGGAGACGGAGGAGCAGCGAGCCUACCAUGGUCGGCCAUAUUUGGAGUUCCUGUGUGACCAGAAGCUCGGUGACAACCUGCAGCACUUCCUGCUUCACUCCAUCGCCAUGGUAACAGAAGACACGCCUACGGAGGACGGCCUCGCUUCCACGCGCCACUUCCUGCGCUGCCUGGGUCGCUACGGCAACACGCCAUUCCUGUUUCCUGUCUACGGCCUCGGGGAGAUACCCCAGUGUUUCUGUAGGAUGUGUGCUGUGUUUGGAGGAAUCUACUGCCUGAGGCAUUCAGUCAACUGUCUGCUGGUGGACAAAGAAACCAACAGGUGUAAGGCGGUGAUUGACAGCCGAGGACAGCGAAUCAGCUGCAGCCAUUUUGUGGUGGAGGAUGGCUUUGUGGGAGCGGAGCAUAAGAAACAGGCCACGCCCACCAGGUCAGAACGGACCAAUCAUCAUCGAAGCAUCAACCCCACACCCUAGCAACCACCAACGAUUUAAUGAUACCCUAGCAACCACCAACGAUUUAAUGAUACCCUAGCAACCACCAACGAUUUAAUGAUACCCUAGCAACCACCAACGAUUUAAUGAUAUCCUAGCAACCACCAACGAUUGAAUUAUACCCUAGCAACCACCAACGAUUUAAUGAUAUCCUAGCAACCACCAACGAUUGAAUUAUACCCUAGCAACCACCAACGAUUUAAUGACACCCUAGCAACCACCAACGAUUUAAUGACACCCUAGCAACCCAACGAUUUGAUGAUACCCUAGCAACCACCAACGAUUUGAUGAUACCCUAGCAACCACCAACGAUUUAAUUAUACCCUAGCAACCCAACGCUUUAUGAUACCCUAGCAACCCAACGCUUUAUGAUACCCUAGCAACCCAACGCUUUAUGAUACCCUAGCAAUCACCAACGCUUUAUGAUACCCUAGCAACCCAACGCUUUAUGAUACCCUAGCAACCCAAUGCUUUAUGAUACCCUAGCAAUCCAACGCUUUAUGAUACCCUAGCAACCCAACGCUUUAUGAUACCCUAGCAACCCAACGCUUUAUGAUACCC